AUGACCAAGAUCUUUGCACUAGGUGUGACGGGGUACAUCGGCGGCGAUGCGCUGUAUGCUAUAGCCCACGCUCAUCCGGAGUAUGAGUGGUCGUGCCUUGUCAGGAAUUCGGACAAGGGCGUCUUGGUCGCGAAAGACUACCCCAGCGUGAAGCUCGUGUAUGGAGAUCUGGACAGCCAUGAUCUGAUUGCGGAAGAGGCGGCCAAGGCAGAUGUGGUUUGCAACUGGGCCAACGCCGACCAUGCAGGUGCCGCCAAUGCAAUCAUCUCCGGGCUUUCCCGGCGCAGCACCCCUAGCUACUACAUCCACACGUCUGGCGCAGGCAUCUUGCUCAUAAACGACAUUCAGAUUAGUUCCUAUGGCCACAGUUCUUCCAAGAUUUAUGAUGAUCUGGAUAACGUGUCAGAGGUAACGUCCCUACCGGACGCUGCGCCGCACCGCUCCGUCGACAAAGUCGUGCUCGGCGCGCAUACAAAGUCUGCCAACAUCCUUACCGCAAUUGUUUGCCCACCUUGCAUCUAUGGCUUUGGUCGCGGUCCGGGUAAUCAGCGCUCAAUUCAGGUUCCCGAGCUUGUUCGCUGCACGUUGCAGCGCAAACAGGGCUUCACCGUGCUCGAGGGCAACACGAUGUGGGCAGAGGUGCACGUGCGAGACCUGGCGCAGGUGUAUCUGCGUCUCGUCGAGGAAUCGACCCAGCCAAACGGCGGCGCCGCGACUUGGGGCCCGACCAAUGGGUACUACUUCGCGGAGAGCGGGGAGUUCGUGUGGGGCGACGUGAGCAGAGCCGUUGUCAAGGAGGCGCGCCGGCAAGGCUUCGAGAAGCUACAGAAAAGUGUUGUGGGGCUCGACGUAACAGAAGCCAGAAAAAUGUUUAAGGCUGGUCCGGAGCUCUGGGGUUGCAAUUCAAGGUGCAGGGCGCUGAGAGCGAGAAAACUGUUGGGCUGGGAACCGAAGAUGCCGAAGUUGAUGGAGUUGAUUCCGCAGGACGUGGAGUUGGAGGCGAGGAGGCUGAGCCUGGUGAAGACGCAUGCUGAAGUGGCAGCGGGAGAGGCGUGA
This is a messenger RNA of Aplosporella prunicola CBS 121167, 1056 nucleotides long. RefSeq lists its product as uncharacterized. The coding region runs from base 1 to 1056 and encodes 351 amino acids. The transcript is spliced from 3 exons. The record is from RefSeq and is a predicted model, not a curated record. NCBI's taxonomy places the organism in Eukaryota, Fungi, Ascomycota, Dothideomycetes, Botryosphaeriales, Aplosporellaceae.